UAUUAUUUAAGGCACAGAUAUUGAAGGAGUUAUGCCCAUUUGAAUCUUGCAAGUUCCACCUCACAUCAUUGUGCUGCAGAGAGCCCCAGGAUGAAGAAUUACAAGUAUGUUUUGCUGGCUGUGGUACUCACCAUAAUAGAGCAAAUUAAUGCUCAGUCCUGUGUGGUUGAAUCAUUUAAAGUCAAGGACAACUUUGACAUAACUAGGUAUGGAGGAAAAUGGUAUGCCAUUGGGAAAAAAGACCCAGAAGGUCUGUUUCUUCAAGACAAUAUAUCUGCUGAUUACACAGUGGACGAAAAUGGCAAGAUGAGUGCAUCUUCUAGAGGCAGAGUUAAACUGUUUGGGUUCUGGCUCAUCUGUGCAGAAAUGGCAGCUCAGUAUUCAGUGCCCGAUCCUUCUGUCCCAUCUAAAAUGUACAUGACGUAUCAGGGCUUAGCUAGUUACUUAUCCAGUGGAGGUGACAGCUAUUGGGUAAUUGACACAGAUUAUGAAAACUAUGCAAUAACAUAUGCCUGCCGCACUCUUAAAGACGAUGGAACAUGUAAUGAUGGAUAUUCUAUUAUAUUCUCCCGUAAUCCCAGAGGGCUUUCACAAGCUAUCAUGAGAAUUGUUCGCCAGAAACAGGAGGAAAUCUGCAUGGCUGGUCAAUUCCAGCCUGUACUUCAGUCUGGAGCCUGUUAGAAGAACGUGAAUCCAACAUCAUGCUCUUUGUGUGAAUAUGGAAAGGAAGGAAGAAGGAUGCAAGAGAAAAGUUUAAAAAAUUGCACAAUUUGCUCAAGUUUCAGAGAAUUUUAUUUGAUCUUUUUUUGUAAGCAAAUGUACCCUUUCUGUCAAAAAUAAAAUGGGCAUAAUUUAGUUAUGUGUGUUAAAGUUCCUUGACAGCUUUUUUUCUUUGUCAUAGAAGUUCUCCUAUGUAUUAUGUAAUGAAAUUGACAUGGACAGCCAUCUUAUCAGGAGCAGAUUGUUUGACUGUAAGUUUCUUAUCAGGUGAUGCCACACUAGAAAAUGGCUGACAAUCACCUUUAACCUCUGCUUAUACAAAAUUUUGCAAGCCAAAAUUAAUUUGAUAAUAUUUAAUUUACUAUGAUUAAACUCAAGCUACCUCAGCUGUAACUGCAUAGAAAAACAAACUGACUGCUCAAAAUUAAUACAUGUUAUUAAUAUGUUAUCAGAGUAUUAAGCCUGUCAACAUCAAAAUAACUGGAGGAUACACUACCUAUUUUAAAUGUUAUAAUGCACAAUUUAUUUAAUUUCAGUAGUUUGUCUCUAAAGGCUCUCCUGUGAGCUUUGUAGAAAAUAUUUAAUUUAUUAUUCGAUGUCUUCAUAAGAGCUUAUGUAUUUUUAAAUUAUCGUUCAAUGUAUAAUUUGAAUUUAUGUGUUUAAAAAAAGGAAUAGAGCUGUAUAAAAUGUUUUUUUUUGUACAAUUCGUAUGCCUUUGUCAUCAUCAUGAAUUGAUUGUUGAUCAAAAUGUCUUAUUGUACUUAAUUAAAAAGAAAUAUUCUUUUAUGGCUUGUUUUACACUACUGCUAGUUUAUCAAAAACGCAUUUCUACUUAUAACUGUCAGACAAGUUCUAGAUGUUAAAGUUUUAUCAUCACUUAUUAUGCUACAAGAAGUAAACGUCAAGAACCUACUGGACUGAAGACUCCAUUGGAAAAUCUGGAAACAUAUCACAUAUAAAACAAAUGCCUACGUAACAAUCUAUCAUUGGUAACCAGGAUAUAUUUUAAGACUUUCUGCUGCUAUCGUCUGAAUAUUAAAAGUGAUCACAAUCUU
Pelobates fuscus (common spadefoot toad) is the source of this 1775-nucleotide messenger RNA. RefSeq names its product purpurin-like. The transcript is spliced from 6 exons. Gene Ontology annotation, molecular function: retinol transmembrane transporter activity; retinoid binding. Lineage: Eukaryota; Metazoa; Chordata; Amphibia; Anura; Pelobatidae. The record is from RefSeq and is a predicted model, not a curated record. The coding region runs from base 91 to 681 and encodes 196 amino acids.